Messenger RNA from Limanda limanda (common dab), 2147 nucleotides. RefSeq names its product acidic leucine-rich nuclear phosphoprotein 32 family member D-like. Gene Ontology annotation, biological process: regulation of apoptotic process. Gene Ontology annotation, molecular function: histone binding. Bases 68 to 829 code for a protein of 253 amino acids. The record is from RefSeq and is a predicted model, not a curated record. Gene Ontology annotation, cellular component: nucleus. NCBI's taxonomy places the organism in Eukaryota, Metazoa, Chordata, Actinopteri, Pleuronectiformes, Pleuronectidae. The transcript has 7 exons.
UCCGGUUCCUCGUGCUGAAGCAGAAACACGCGGAUCGAGGACACAUCGAGACCAGAACCUGAGGAUCAUGGACAUGAAGAAGAGGGUCUCCCUGGAGCUGCGACACCGGUCCCCCACCGAGGUGCAGGAGCUGGUUCUGGACAACUGUCGCUCCAGCGAAGGGAAGAUCGAGGGCAUCACGGAGGAGUUCUCCAACCUGGAGCUGCUGAGCCUCAUCAACGUGGGCCUGACCAGCGCCGCCGACCUGCCCAAGCUGGACAAGCUGAAGAAGCUGGAGCUCAGUGACAACCGGAUAUCCGGCGGCCUGGAGGUCCUGGCCGAGCGGCUGGUGAAUCUAACGCACCUCAACCUCAGCGGGAACAAGUUCAAAGAUAUCAGCACCCUGGAGCCCCUGAAAAAGCUGCCCCAGCUGAAGAGUCUGGAUCUGUUUAACUGUGAAGUGACGAACUUGGCCGACUACCGAGAGUCCAUCUUCAAGCUCCUCCCCCAGCUCACCUACCUGGACGGCUACGACAUCGACGACUGCGAAGCGUCGGACUCGGACGGCGAGGGCGACGGCCUCGAGGACGAAGAAGAGGGAGACUCGGAGGACUUUGAGGAAGAGGAGGAGGACGAUGAAGAGGACGUUGUGGCGGUUGAAGAAGAUGAUGACGACGACAGCGCUGACGAAGAGGAAGGGGAAGUGAACGGAGACGUGGACAGUGAGGACGAUGACGAGGAUGAAGACGACGAGGAUGACGAUGACGAGGACUCGUCUCCGGCCAAAGGAGAGAAGAGGAAAAGGGAUCCAGAGGAAGAUGAGGACGACGACGACGAAGAUGAAGAUUAAAGAUCCAAAGACUCUGCAAACCCGCUGACCUCUUGCCCCCCCCACCCCACCCCCCCCUGGGCUGCGUCCCCUUUCUGACACUGGUCUCCUCCUCUGGGCUCUCGUCAUCUCGCAGAUCGAAACAACCUCCGAUAACUGGACAUGAAUCAGGGUUUUGUCCUGGUCCCAGUUUUUUAGUCCUCAUCCACAGUUUGACUCUUUAAUGCGUAAUAAAAUACAAUUAAUCAACUAAUUUCACCGUUAAUCUGAUCUCAAGUUCUGAUCGUAACCCGCAAGAACUUUCUCUUAGGAUUUUUACUUCCUGGCGUCUUUUCACAUUUAUCUAAAGUUUUUUAUGAAUUACGGGUUCACCUGCAGGUUAUUUGUCACCAUUACUCGUUUAAAAUGUCUGGUUAUUUAAACGUCUUGUAGAAGCUGAAUCGGAUAUUUUAUCGUUUUUCUGCCUUUUUGUUUGACAAAUAAAGUGAUUAUCACAAUUGCUGCAGAUUAAUACUCUGAUCAAGUAAUUGAUUGAGUCCAGGAGAGCGUUUCCUCUGUGGAGAAUUUAUUUUACAACACUUGGCUGAACACGGUUAAAUCUGAAGUUUUUGCAGGAAACGUUUUCACGGAAUCGAGUUUCGUCUUUUUCUCAGAAUGAAAAACGAAACGGAGCCGAGAGCUUUAUCAGCAGGAAACCUCAGGACGUGAUGUCACCAGGAGAAGUCACUUUUGGCUCCGCCUUUAUUUUUCCAGAUCACGAACCACCUCGGUCACAUUUCCUAAAUACGCCAUUUUCUGCGACGUUCGUUAGCCGGUUAGCGAUGUUCUCUCGCUGUCGUCAUGACAACGAGAAGUGACUCGUCCGGGUUGUUUCUGUGGAAGCGGAUGGAGCAAGGGCUCAUGGGAGGUAACGGCACAACAACCUCCCUUCUUUCUCGUCCUCUCACCUUCCAUCCGUCCCUCUCUGACAUCACGCUUGGUUCUGUGAUGUCACUGAUGGACACGCCCCCACCCCCGCUCUCUUCCCCCGAGGCCGAGCGCGCUCAGGGCAAACUGUUCUCUCUCUCUCUCUCUUUGCCAACAGAGCUUUUUAAAAGAAAUAUUUUUUCAGAGAAAUUGUUUUUGUUUGAUUUUGUACGGUUGUCUGGGGACUCUCUCUCUCUCUCUUCAUCUCUCUCUCCCUCUCUGCCUCUUUUCUUUUCUCUCCAGGAGAGAUCCAGUCGUUCCUUCAUACUUACACUGACUAGUUGAAUUUGUGUUUUUUUUUUACUUUCUGUAAGUUAAAGGAAAAAACUAAUAAAAAAACAAAAAGGACUUUGUAAAUAAAAUCUUAACAUUU